UUCUAUGAGGACGAAAAGUACGUAAGCGUUGUCUGUCCAAUUGUAGCUAAUUUUUCAAGCUCGCUACACGCGUCGACCAUGGCAUCCGUCGAGGAAUUGAGUGUCUCUGCCCUCGUAUACGACUAUUUAUUAAAAAAAGACGCGUCGUUGGCGAAAGUUUUUCAGAAGAAAACAAAAGCGCCUGUGUUACCGAAAGGAGCACCAACGAUUCAGGAGGUUUACCUAUAUUUUCAAAAAUCAUCUCCGAAAAAAUUAAACGUAAAAGCACAAGCUAAAGAGUCUAGUUCAGAUUCAAGUUCAGAGAGCGAAGAUGAAGCACCAAAGAAGGUUCCACAAAUAAAUGGCAAACCUACAGCUAAUGCUGUAGCGAACAAUCAACAAGAAUCUUCAGAGGAAUCUUCCAGUGAAGAUGAAAAGCCAGCAUCAAAAGUAACUGCAAAGGUUAAACCUACUGUUAAACCUCCAUCUAAGACACCCCCUGUAAAGAAAAAAGAGAGUUCUGAUGAAAGUUCUUCAGAAGAAGAGGAAACACCAAAAGUACAACAGAAACCAGUAGUAGCAUCUAAAGCAACGCCUAAAGCAGCACCUAAAGCAAAAAAGCAGUCGUCAGAUAGUGACUCUGAUUCAGACAGCGAAGAAGUGACCAAGACAAAAGUAACUGCAAAACCUGCUGCUAAACCAGCUGCAACACUGCAAACAAAAGCUAUAGCGAGUAAAAAAGAAUCUUCAAGCGAAGACAGUAGCGACAGUGAGGAACAAAGUCCAGUCAAACCAGUAUUAAAGAAACCACUGCCUGCUAAACCUACAACAGUAACACCUGCAAAGAAGAAAUCUUCAAGCGAUGAUUCCGAUGACUCCUCGGAAGAAGAGUCCACUAAACCAGUCACGGUAUCUACUCCAGUUGUUAAGAAUCUGGCACCUUCGAGCGACGAUUCUGACGAUUCUUCUGAAGAAACAACCACAACAAAAGCAUCGGCCGCGAAACAUGCUCAAAAAUCUGUGCAGGAGAAGAAGAAGCUUACUCAGAGUCAGAAAGAAGCAGUAAAACCUGGAAAACAAACUAAAGCUAUCCCGGCAAAACCAGUAGUUACACAGGAAGAAUCGUCAUCCAGCGAUGAUAGCAGCGAAGAAGAAAAACCGGCGGCUAAAAAGCCUGCUCCUCCUACGAAAGCAGCAGCAGCUGCAAAGAAAGCUCCUGCCAAGAAAGAAGAAUCUUCCAGCGAGGAUAGUAGCGAAGAAGAGGAAGCACCAGCUGUUAAAAAGCCAGCUCCAACACCUGCAAAGAAAGCUCCCGCUAAAAAAGAAGAAUCUUCGAGCGACGACAGCAGCGAAGAGGAACCACCAACCAAAAAGACCAAGGUGGCAGCACCAGCAAAACCUGCCGUUGCAGCGAAAAAGCAAAAGUCUUCUAGUGAAGAUUCAGACGAUUCCGACGAUUCUGACAAAAAACCAGCUACAAAAGUUGCAACACCAGUACCAGCAAAAGCUGCGAAGAAAGUACCAGUAGCGGCAAAGAAAGCAUCUUCUAGCUCGGAGGACUCAGACGAUUCCGAAGAUGAAAAGCCUGUAAAUACGACUGCAAAGACAAAUGUUAAAGCAAAAGCAAAUCCCAAAAAGGACUCGUCCAGUGAAGAUUCAGAUUCAUCAGAGGAUGAAAAACCAACAGCCGCGCCUAUAGCUAAAGCUGCCUCAAAACCAAAAGCAGCCAAGAAAGAUUCAGAUUCAGAUGAAAGUGACUCUGAAACGAAACAGGAGGUAACUCCGGCAAAGACGCCAGGAAAGGCUGAGAAAAGGAAACAUAAAGAGGUAGAACAGGAUGAAGACGACACAGAGAAGCCCCCAGUAAAAGCUCAAAAGAACAACUACAGCAAUUUCGUGAAAGCAGGCGCCAAUGUGAACGGUGAUAAGCAACAAAAAAAUUCCCCAUUCCGUCGAGUAAAGGACGAGGAUGUUUCAUUGGAUCCCAAAUGGGCUAACAAUUCGUUUGAGGCAAAGAGAGGCGCACGUGGUUCUUGGGGAGAGAAAGCAAAUCUGGAUCUCAAACAUACGAGAGGGAAAGCUUUUCGCCACGAAAAAACGAAGAAAAAGCGUGGUAGCUAUCGCGGCGGUCAAAUAGAUACUAGUAUCAAUUCCAUUAAGUUUGACGAUUGAUCAAGCACCUGUAUAAUAUAAAUGUUAUUAAUCGAUAUAUUUAUAUUAAGCGGAAGAUCAUACAAAUUUAAGAAUUUUUAAGUUCUGCUUGAGGGCCAUCAUCCAAUUAACAAUUAUAAAAUAAUACAGAGUUCAAAAAAAUAUUUUGCACUUUUUUUUUUUAUUUUACUCUAUUUUAACUGCUUCGAUAUAGACGUUUGCCGACAAAGUAAUUACGUGUAGAAUAUUUUUUUGCAUUCUGUAUUAUUAAAAUCAAUGUGUGUUGAUUUAGUAAUGUUUCUGCUUUUUCUUUUAAGCAACAUCAACGUAGUUGUCACUCGAUUAAUCGUAAGAUUACGUGGAACAGUGUAGGACUUCAACUGUAAUUAAUUCGAUUUUAAUGUGAUUGGCGUUAGUUCAUUUCCACGUAGUUUGUCUUUUCUAAACAAUUAGUAUCUACAAGACUGCGACUUUAAUUUGUGUCGAGUAUACCAAAAAAUUUUCAUAAAUUUCCACUGCUUAUUUGAAAUUCGUGAAGUAAGGCUUUACGAGUGCUACUUCGUUACUGACUAGCUACUGUAUUAUAGAUUAUUGGAUGUCUAUCGCAAUAUGUAACAUAUUUCCGUACAUUUAUCGUUCCUAACGAUGAAUAGGAAGUUCAGGAAAUAUCAUUUAUAUAUAUUAAUUAAUCCUCGUGUUUUUCUCGUUAUUACAAUCUAUUGAGAGAGGAUUUUCUACGGAAGCAUUAUCGAUAUGCGGUUUUAUAAUCUCGAUUAAAAAAAGCGUAUUGUGGUGGUUUCUUUGUAAUUAGCUAUAAGAAUUCCAACAAUGAAAAUGCAAUGACUUUUGCAGUGAUAAUACAUUCAAAAACCAUUGCAUUUACUAAAACAUGCAAUUUUCUGAGUUGAUAAUUUCAAUGGAAAUUAAAUGUCCGUCAAUGCAAAAAGAAUUUUUGUACACAUACAAGACAUUCUGUUGAUUAAGACCAAUCGAAUAAAGAAGUACACGCGUAACAAGAAA
Osmia lignaria (orchard mason bee) is the source of this 3150-nucleotide messenger RNA. It is a transcript of the gene Nopp140, whose product is annotated as nucleolar and coiled-body phosphoprotein 1. Gene Ontology annotation, cellular component: nucleoplasm; nucleolus. The record is from RefSeq and is a predicted model, not a curated record. NCBI's taxonomy places the organism in Eukaryota, Metazoa, Arthropoda, Insecta, Hymenoptera, Megachilidae.